Ophidiomyces ophidiicola is the source of this 1716-nucleotide messenger RNA. RefSeq lists its product as uncharacterized. The transcript has a single exon. NCBI's taxonomy places the organism in Eukaryota, Fungi, Ascomycota, Eurotiomycetes, Onygenales, Onygenaceae. The coding region runs from base 1 to 1716 and encodes 571 amino acids. The record is from RefSeq and is a predicted model, not a curated record.
AUGGCACGAUCUUCUACGGUCAUUAUUUGUUUGUGUCUCCUCUUCCUAGUUGCGGUGGCUUAUGGAACCCCUGUUGCAGGGACACCAGGCACUGGAGGAAAUGGACCCUUGGGUGCAUCUCCUGGUGGCCCAACGGGCCCUAUUCCGGUGGGAAAUGGAGGAGACUCUGGAGAUAACCCCAAGGCACAAAGAAACCCGCACCAAGGUGUACACCGGGGUGUGAAUACGUCACUCGCAGUGCUGAGUGCCAUGCUGAUGACAGUAACUUAUGCCGUGCUGAUCGGCCCAGGGACAAGAUUGUCUAGCACCAGCAAGCUUCCGUUGGCGGCGAUCAAGGCGAAUAUCGGCAAUCUUCUCUCCAAAGCGUGGCCAGAUACAAGUACCUCAGAGCAUAUAGCUGGGUCAGCGUUAGCGAAGGUCACCGAGGAAGACGCUAUCAGACUCUACUAUGUAGGCAAGCUAGAUGGCGACAGCAGUGAUAGCCGGACAGCGAGAGGAGUAGCACAGUGUGAGGCGCUUCCAAAGCGAAGAAUCCCAACGCCACCGGUCUGGCUGACAACGGGUUCAUCGUUAACAAAGAGCAUGGUCCAGUUGGCUAUUUGGGAAUGGGUGUGUUUGUGGAUGGUCCUGGCCAUGGUCAUCUCGACAUUAAUUUUCAAUGGUUUUCUCACAGGUCAGAAGCUGCCGGAUGCAUAUCCGCGGCUUGUUGUCGUAUUGAUCUACUUGACCGCGUUCUUCGUCCAUGCCUGGUAUGUGUGGAAAUCUUGCACAAGCUUCUUUACUUUGCUUGGAGCCGGUGCAGCAUGGAGCUUACUGAACAAAGCUUCCUUUGCUUCGGUCGACUUGGGGCAGCUGAAAGCCUGUGGAGCAGGUGGUUCGGCCCCUGUGUUUCGAAAGAUUGGGAAACCUGCUACAAGUGCGACCUUUCCUCCAUACGAGAAUUGUGUUCUAAAAGGGGGCAUCGCUCCAAAGGCUUCGGAUGUCACCAAGGACUCGCUGCCCGAGGAAGACCAGGGCGCUAUAAACACGGUUAGUGGCUGGCAGAAGCAAGAAAUAUCAUCUACCGUUCAAGCAGGAAGUAUUGCGCUUGAAAGAGUAAUAACAAAUGUUGUGACAAUUGUGGGCAUCACUAUUACUACAGGGUUUGCGGCCUGGACAUCGAUUGCCAGCGCCGGAGAUAGUACAACACAACUAGGUUCGCUGGCUCUGUUGGCAUCUCUGACAAUUGGCUCGGGAGCAAUGUUCAGCAGCGCAGUCGAGCUUAGUGUAAUGGACACAUCGUUCCGCAAUGUCCUUUUUUACAAGGAACUCAUGAUCAACGGACAAGCUACAGCACAUGUACAGAAACGAGCAAAAAAGAAGAACGUUGUUGGGUUCACACAUAACACGGUACAGAUGGGAAGAGUGGGUUUCAUUGAAUUGGCCAAGUUCACGAAACUGUGGGCGUUGCUAGUGUUUGGACCAGCCUAUGGACUCCUACCUGGAGAAGAGGACCAUUUCAGACAAUCUGCGGGCGCUGAGUUCGAGUUUUUUGCCUCUGUGAGAGACAAGAAAGUACUGCUGACCACAGAGGCCACGACUAAGCACCAGGUUCACACGGAUGGAGGCAGCUUCGAGGCGAUCAAUGUUUGUUUCUUCGCCGAAAAGGAAUCAUCUCCCGCCUGCUCAAGUGUCUGGGAGGCGAAACGGCCCCAAGUAACCAGUAAAGCAGUCUAA